Diaporthe amygdali is the source of this 1593-nucleotide messenger RNA. RefSeq lists its product as uncharacterized. NCBI's taxonomy places the organism in Eukaryota, Fungi, Ascomycota, Sordariomycetes, Diaporthales, Diaporthaceae. The transcript has a single exon. Gene Ontology annotation, molecular function: acyltransferase activity, transferring groups other than amino-acyl groups. The record is from RefSeq and is a predicted model, not a curated record. Bases 1 to 1593 code for a protein of 530 amino acids.
AUGGAUGCUCAGUUGUUGACAGUGCUGCAGUUGACGGCAUGGAGCAGCAUCCUCGGCAAGAUCCUGGACUGGCUCUGUGCAUUCCUCCCAGGCUUUGACAAUGAUGAAAUGUAUCCUCUCCAUGCCUUUGACGACACAAGAGAAAACAGGAAGAUACUUUCGUGGACUCUUCGAUUCGACAGUGUCCUUGACGCCGACCAGCUGCAUCUUUCUCUCGUCAAACUCAUCGACCGGCCAGGAUGGAGGAAAAUGGGUGGGCGACUGACGAAGAACAAGGGCACCAAGCUGGAGAUUCAAGUUCCAGAGACCUUCAACUACGAUAGGCCGGCGGUCCGAUAUUCAAAUGAAGAAUUUGACCUCGACAUGGAAGAGGAGCCUCGCGUCUGGAAACUUCCGAAAAGCGACAACACAGGCAGACCUUCACUGCACGAGGGCCCGCCAGCCUUCCGUUACCUCACCAAGCGACCCGAUAUGCCAACGAAGUUCGCAGAUUAUGUCGACAAAGAUGAGCCUAUGAUGUCCAUGCAUGUCGCUUCAUUCAAUGACGGAACACUGGUCACUAUUACCUGGCCGGCUGUUCUCACCGACAUGAUGGGCAUGCAUGGAUUCAUCCAAGCUUGGUGCGAAGUCCUCGGAGACCGUGAGGAUAAUGUUCCAGAGAUGAUGGGAGCACAUAAGGACCCAAUGAGAUCUCUUGGGCGUCUGAAGCUCAGAGAAAAGUACGUCUUUUCAGGCGCUCACCUGCAAGGUCUUCAACUCCUGCAAAGCAUGUACUACUCUCUUAUGGAUAAAUGGACACAUGGCGAGAUGGAAUCAAAAACACUUUGCCUACCUGCAUCAUCAAUGGCAAAGCUCAAGCGGGAGGCUGGUAUCUCCUCAAGCAGCGAAAAGCCUUUGAUCAGCGAAGGCGACAUUCUGGCUGCCUGGCUGGCAAGGCAAGCCUGCUCAAUACUGCCGAUUUCCUCCGACCGGCCGGUGACAGUUUCAAUUCCAUUCGAGGCUCGGUCAAAACUACCCAUGAUAUUCCCCCAAGCGUCGAAGACAGAGCAAGAAAGCUGGGGUGAGAUGUGCAGACCCAACCCCGUGUACUUGGGAAAUGCAACCUUCAUGGCGCACCUGCACAUUCCCGGUUCUGCUCUGCUCAGCGCGCCUAUAGGGGAGGUUGCCUACGCAACACGUGCCGCUAUCCUACGACAGACGACCGAGUCACAGAUCAAAGCUGCAUCCCGCGAGAUCCGCCACAGACAGGAGGAAGCAAGCGGUCCUUUGCGCAUGAUGAAGCUGCCACUCAAGUACACCACGCCAGAUAGUAUGAUGGUGACGGUAUCAAAUUGGAGCAAGAUGAACGUAUUCGACACAUUCGACUUCUCACCAGCGGUCAUCAACAAAAGUUUGGGGGUUGCGACAAGAAGCAUGACCAGCCUCAAGGCGGGAAAGCCGACAUACAACCACAUGGAUGUCCUGAGGCCAUCGAUGGGGGAUCGGAACAAGUUCCACAUCUCUGGCAAGGACCACCAUGGAAAUAUAUGGAUCACCGGCAGAAUGGCAGCUGCCGGAUGGGAGGCUCUUCAGGAGGAGCUCGCUUGGUUGUAG